Molecule: messenger RNA, 2881 nt
Organism: Arachis duranensis
Lineage: Eukaryota; Viridiplantae; Streptophyta; Magnoliopsida; Fabales; Fabaceae
Exons: 12
Coding region: 183-2345 (720 amino acids)
Biological process (GO): protein K48-linked deubiquitination
Cellular component (GO): cell periphery; cytosol
Molecular function (GO): K48-linked deubiquitinase activity; cysteine-type deubiquitinase activity; cysteine-type carboxypeptidase activity
Source: RefSeq, a predicted model, not a curated record
CACAAAUGCGCAAUUGGCGUAAUUUUCCGUUUACUUACUUCCUCUUUCUGGUUUUGUUUCUUUGUGGAAACAUAAUAACAUAACAUAAUAGCAAAAAGGCCAUCCAUCCUCGUUCUUAUUCGUAUUCGCAGACUUUCACUUGUUCUCUUCCCUUCGCAUCGCAUCGUAUCGUAUCAAAUCAAAUGGCAUCGUCAUCGCCUUCUUCCCCUUCUUCCCCUUCUGUCCCUACCGACCAACACACCGAUCAGCAGGACCAACAACAGCCGCCGCCGCCUCCGCCGCACCCUCAGCCGCAGCAGGAGCAAGUGAAAGAGUGCACACACAGAACAAAGACGAUCCAGUUUCUUGGACGCACAACGCCAAUCAUCCUCCAAAAUGACAAUGGCCCCUGCCCUCUCCUCGCUAUCUGUAAUGUUCUUCUGCUAAGAAACAACAUAAAUUUGAGUCCAGAUAUUUCUGAAGUCUCACAGGAGAAAUUGUUGUCAUUGGUUGCAGAGCGAUUAAUUGAUUCCAAUAGUAAUGUGAAUAACAAAGAUGCAGGGUAUGUCGAAAACCAACAACAAAACAUCGCUGAUGCAAUUGAUUUGCUCCCUAGGCUUGCUACGGGCAUUGAUGUGAAUAUAAAAUUUAGGAGAAUAGAUGAUUUUGAGUUCACCCCAGAGUGUGCCAUAUUUGAUCUGCUGGACAUCCCUCUGUAUCAUGGCUGGAUAGUUGAUCCUCAGGAUUCUGAUACUGCAAAUGCAAUAGGAUUGAAAUCCUAUAAUGCUCUUAUGGGAGAACUUGUUUCUCUUGAAACAUUAAACAUGGAAGUUCAACAUAAAACUAAUCCAGAAGAAGAUGGUGUCGAUUUUGUUGCUGCAACAACCGCUGCUCUUGGAGUUCCUUCUCCCAGUUUAUCAAAAACCAGAUCUUUUGACGAUCCUCCCAAUUCUGUUUCUGAUCAGUUACCAAGAAAAGGCGACAUUGAAGAAGAGGCAGAAUUGUUAAGAGCUUUGAAGCUGUCUGAGGCUGAUUCUAAAGUUUCAACAAGCGAUCCUGUUGUAGGUCAUAUAAAUGAAGAACCAAUUUCUGUCAGUAUGGAUGAGAAUAUAGUUGUGGAUUGCGGAGAUAAGUUAGAAAAGAGCACUGGUGCUGUAAACAGCAACUUCCAUGAGCUAGAACCUUCCAUAUCUGAUGGUUUCUCUGCUGCUGGCAAGGACAGAAAUGAACAAACAUCUUCUAUGUCAACUCAGGUAGAAACAGCUAACUCAUCUUUAAAGCCAGAUACCAUUAAUGAACUUCAUCAGUCAGCUUCAGUGGGACCUACAGAGUCUUUUGCCCAGAUUGAUGCGAUUGAGAAGAACGGUGUUGAUGUGUUGGUUCAAAAUGAGAAUGCAGCUGUUAUUUCUUCUGAAAAGUACUCCGGAGGGGGUGUAGAAGUUCAUGACGAAUCCAUUUUUAAGACUAUGGGUCCUGAAGUUGCAGGUGAAUCUCAAGAACCUGAUGCAACAGGAUUAUCAUAUGUAUCCUCUAACCAUAUGGAUACAGAUUCGUCUAGUGUCAGAUAUAAUCAAACUGAUGCUUCUGAAGUACUGACUUCAAGUGUUGAUGGGAGUGAACCCAUAUAUGAAGGAGAGGAAUGUGUAUUGGAUACAAGAACUGGGAAUUUUGAAGAUCAUGAACCUGUAUAUGAAGGUGAGGUGGUUCUUGCGGAACAGGCUGACAAAAGCACGUUGCUUGCGCCUGAUGUAAGAGCUAAGGAUGAAAUUACUCCACAACAAGGAGAACUGAUCAAGAGUUUCAUGAGGAAUACUGCCAGCCAAUUGACAUUUUAUGGCCUUUUCUGUUUACAAGAUGGUCUCAAAGAACGGGAAUUAUGUGUUUUUUUCCGAAACAAUCAUUUCAGCACCAUGUUUAAGUUUGAAGGUGAGCUGUAUCUUCUAGCUACAGACCAAGGUUACAUAAAUCAACCUGAUCUGGUGUGGGAAAAAUUGAAUGAGGUCAAUGGUGAUACCAUAUUUAUGACCAGCAACUUUAAGGAAUUCAAGGUAGAAAGCCAUGAAAAUAACACUUGGGAUGAGAGUAAUGUCAUGACCAGCACUGCUGACUAUCUUGCCAGUAUAGAUAGUGCUGCACAGGCGGGCUUAGAUAUCAAUUCUGAUCUGCAAUUAGCAAUAGCCUUGCAACAACAGGAGUUUGAGCAGCAGCCUCCACGUCAUAAUACUCAACAAUCAUCAGUCACUGGUGGCUCCAGACUGAUUACAGGUCCACAGGUGGCAAGAAACACGGGGAGGCAUUCAUCGUCUUCUGGAUCUACAACACCCAGAGCAGAUGGAAAAGCCAAAGAUAAAUGUACAGUGAUGUGAAUUACAUAAGCAGGAGUUAAUUUUUUGAAGAUUUCACUUUGAAAUGCGUGCCCUUGAUUCCAUGUAUCUCAUUACAACAACUUUAUGCCUGGUGUCAUGUAUGUGAUAUUAGGUUAUGUUUCUAAUGUAAAUAUUGGUAGUAUAUAGUGUUUACGACCACAGAGGUAGGUCUUGUCUUGUGUAUCUUGGAAUCCCAACCCUUAACCUCCCUCCACGCUCUAUAUUAGUUUCUCUACUCUAACCAUCCCAACCAAAGUUGCGGUCCCCAUUUUAUGCUGAUUGAUUUUGCAGCGCAGCUCAGAGGCUGAGUAGGGAGGAAAAGCCUAGCCCAGCUAAUUCUCUUUUUGCCUUUUUAACUUUUAACCUUGUUCUCUCCCUCCUUCGCUAAUAAUUCAUGUAAAGCUACAGAAUUUGAUAUAGAUUUUGUUGUCGGCUUGAUGGUUAGAUAUCCAUGUUGGAUGCGGUGGACUUUGGUACAAAAUUUCCUAGGGAACAAAAGAUAGAUAAAAUUUUUUCUGUUAAGUGAUUUUUUUAUA